AUGUGCCCCACAUAUCCAAGUAGGACGGCACCAUCAAACCCACAGCCUGCGGCUGAACAAAUCCCGCAGCCCUCUGCUGCACCUCUGCCACUGGAGGUACUCCCGGAGCCCCUUGUGGAACCACUGGCGGAAAACGAGCCAAUAACUGCGUCAGCAAACCCACCACUAAGUCAUCAAGACCCUGAGCCGGAGCACCACCCCAACCCGGAGCAGCCCCCGCUCCCAAACCAACACUCGCAUCCACACUGGCCUCACUCGCCACGGAUACCGACUGGGUCACCGACGCAGUCGCCACACUCGGCACCACACUCUCUCCCGAAUCCGCCGAAGUCCACAAUCUCGGCCCCGACCUCCACGGCCUCUAGCUCUGCCACCACGGCCUCAGCACCGCGCCCUCUCGCGCCACAACCUCUAGCUACUCAGUCCAUCUCACUCAUGGAACCGAAAAGAGCACACUAG
Microthlaspi erraticum is the source of this 459-nucleotide messenger RNA. Lineage: Eukaryota; Viridiplantae; Streptophyta; Magnoliopsida; Brassicales; Brassicaceae. The record is from the annotation of a GenBank genome assembly.